Messenger RNA from Linum tenue, 2895 nucleotides. NCBI's taxonomy places the organism in Eukaryota, Viridiplantae, Streptophyta, Magnoliopsida, Malpighiales, Linaceae. The record is from the annotation of a GenBank genome assembly.
CCGCGUCUACAGGCGUCUGAAAUUCGAUCAUCCACGGUGAUCAAAGAGGAGGUAGACCUCAACCGAGCACAGCCGUUCCGUCGUCCUCUCCAAGUUCUAGCCGUACUCUUUGACUACCUAUGGCGGAAAGCACACGCCGGUUGCCAUCUUGGAUGCUCGCUACCCCGCCGCCUGCUGCUAGCAGCGAUGCCGCCGAACAACAACCCAAGACCAAUACGAGCAAGGGAGGGCAUCUCAAGGUUUCCCCGAGGAACGGCAACGCUAAAAAGAGAAAGAAAGCCAAUCGAGACGAAACUGCAGUUUCUCAAACUACUCCAUGCGGCGAUGGUGUAGUUGAGCCCCCGGGGGACGAUCGCCUCCUCACGGUUCAAGACCUAGUCGCCAUCGCCGAGGAGUACGUCAGAGCAGCUAACGAUGUUGGAUCAGAGAAAAAUCCGUCUAUCAAGGGAGAAUGUCGAUCACGAGCAGUCUCUUCCGGGAUUGAUUUGCAAGGCGGUGUUACUGUUAAUAAGCACAAUUCACCCGCCGCUUCUUGUAGCUCAAUGCAGAAAUCGACCGCAGAACAAAUCCCCGUAACUGUCAGCACAACAGGGGAUCCUGCGCACGACAUGCUGCAUCUCUUUCUAGGCCCCUUGCUCACGAAACCGGUUACGAAUGAAAAGAACGAUGUAUCAAGCAGAAUGGAUUUGGACUUUGCUUUUGAUGCAAUGAGGCAUUCUCACAAUCAUGUUGAGGCAGCAGCGGUCCCUCCUCCAUUGAAAGAAAAGAAGAAGAGCAGUCUUAGAGACAAGGUAUCUGGAUUGACAAAGGAAAUAUGGGCAGAUUUCUGAGAGCUCCCAGUGACUAUUUUCUGCAAACUAUCACCGCAUUGUGCUUGAUUGUACACAGUUCAAGUGCCUCUGGCAAUCAUUUGCAGGUAAAGGGAUCUUUAGUAAUGAUGCUGGUAUGAAGUGCUAGUCAAUGCAGAUCAUCUAACUAUCGAUGUGUGCUCUCAUUAUGCGAUUUUCACAUGUUAUAUGAUGAUCAUCUCCACGUUCUCUGGGUGAUGCUUGAUCAGCUAAUGAUUGCUGUGGCUCUCUGUUUAGGCAGGAGAAGCCUUCCUUUUCAUAGAAGUAACCACAGCCGGCUGGUUUGCGGUGUUUACUAUGUACCAAGGCUACUGAAGUUAACAACGCAACUCAGAAGAUGAAUCAGUUUGCACUCAGGAAUAAGGGUGGAUUCACGAAGUUUCUUUUUAUCCUUUCUCAAGAAUUCCAACCUCUGUGGGAACCCACUAAAACUACUCCGGAAGAAAUCGGCUUGGGAUCAGGAAGAAGUCAAACUUCCCUUAUUUCAGAAGAAUUUGAUGACAAAGGCCCAAUGGCAAUCUUACAACAAUCUGCUUUCACAUGUCCAUAUCCACGUGUGGGUGGUUUUGAUAUCUGUUUUUUCUUGCUCGCGCAUGUGGAAGGGAAGAAAAGGAUGGAUUUGCUUAUCAAGAAUGAAUGUGAAAUGGUGGCACCUGAGGAUUAAUCCCCAUUGCACAGGUUUUACAGCCACCCAUCUGGAAUCCUUCAUGAGCUGAAGCCCCCCAACUUCAUCUUGAGACAGAAUGGUGAGAAAAUCACUAUCAGUGUGAGGCACCAAGCCAAAGACCUCUGGGGAAGUUGGACAGGCUGGGUAUCGGUUGAGGCGCAGAAAGCAACUGCUUUCUUGACAAAUGUCUUCGAAAUCCCCCCUUGAAUGGCCUAAGUUUUCAACCAAGACCCCUGCAAGUGUUCCAGCUAGCUCGGCCAUUGCUGCUGCGAAUUCCACCAUCACUUCCCUGAUGAAGAAAACAGGAAGAAGAAAAAAAAGAGAACAUCAGAGAUGAAGAAGUAAGUGGGCGAGAAGAAAUCACAAGACUUUUCUAUCUAUAGCUUUGCAACAAGCACCUUAAAGAAGUGAAGUUGUCUCCGUAGCAGUCCUUGUGGGAGACCUUGGAGAGAGGAACAUGGAAAGCCUCGGACCAUGACAACUGCUUGGGACAGGUAGCUGUGGGCGUACCCCAUCUGUAGGAAUUGUUGAGCAGCCCGCCACUGACCUUGUCGUCGAAGGGCAGUCGGAACAGCCUGGACUGCUCGCUCCUCAUCUUCCUAACGAGCCCCGGGUUGAUCCCGUGGUUGACGACCUGGAAGAAACCCCACUCCGACGAGGCCCUGCAUAUUGCAGCCGCACAAGCUGCUCUCUCCCUCUCGUCGCGGCUGCCGAGACCCCUGAGGUCUAUCAGGGGCAGCUGGCAUUCUUCCAUUGCUGAGGCCGCGGGGAGAGGAUGGUGGUCGGAAGGCGAGAGGCGGGAAACCUGCUCGUAAUGGCGAAACAGAGGAGGGUUGGUGGUCUUGAGCAUGGUUUGACGAACGAAAGAGGGGUUGAGUUAGGGAGAGGGGAGAAAGCUGGUGGUGUUGGUGAAGGAGAAGAGGGUUAAUAAAGGAGAAGAGAAGUUGGGCGGGAGGGAGAGUUAAGUUAUGUAAGAGAGAGCAUAAACAAGGAGAAAAGAACAAGAGGAAGAGAAGGAAGGAAGGCCUUCAAAAUCACGACAGUUGGCAAUUGGAGCGCAUUUCACUCUGGAAAGGUCUAUGCUUGGCUUGCUGCUGCUGCCUCCGACUUGGUCUAUGACGUACACAGAUUUUCUCUCCUUAAAACAACAAAAGGUGGAAAAAAAGGAACGAGUAGGGGCGAAGAGCCCGAGAGCGAGAGAGAGGCAGAGGCAGAGUUUUCUGAAUGGCUGGAACAAACUAUAUAAAAAUUGCAUGGAAAGGAAUCGAACCCGCUUUUCUUCUUCAUUUUUAAAUUGACUUUUUUUUUUUGGCAAAAGAGGAAAGGUGGUUCCCAUUGGUGGGUAUAUUGAGGCGGGGGAUUUGGCAUUUUCCCAUUCUA